Microplitis mediator is the source of this 2398-nucleotide messenger RNA. RefSeq lists its product as uncharacterized. Bases 61 to 2157 code for a protein of 698 amino acids. The record is from RefSeq and is a predicted model, not a curated record. Lineage: Eukaryota; Metazoa; Arthropoda; Insecta; Hymenoptera; Braconidae. The transcript has 7 exons.
ACUGUUGUGUUAAUCUAAAAGUACAACAAGUAACUUUGUUAGCAAUAGUUGUAAUCAGCAAUGAAUUUACUAGUGCAUAUAUAUUUGAUACUUUUUAUAUCAAAUCGAGCUGUUCCCCUGAACUUUCCAGUAAUUUCAGAUAUUCAAGAUAUCAUAAGCAUCGCUCAUGAUCUAUCUGAUUUGUCAUCAGGGCAGGUGCCGUUUCUCGGUGGUCUAAUUGACUCAUCAGUUGACCCUACGACUGCCCAAAUACAAAUACUUUCUUUACAAAUAUCGAAAUUAACUGAAUUGUUUAACGUAAAAAUGGAUAAGCUUAUGACUGCUGUGUUAACCAACUUACCGCGUUCGAUUCAAUUAAAUAAUAUCAUGAGCAGAUUAAUCAAUUACAUAACCAGAAUCGACGAAUUGUUUGACGACUAUGGAACAUACGUUCACAAACGAGGAGAAUUCAAUCGCGUCACUAUUGAUAAUUUUAUUAAAAUAACAACGUCACAUGAUUAUGGUGAUGUGCGACAUACACUUAAACAAAUGUAUCACCUUUUCGUACCGGGACAACUAAAUCAAUUCAAUGAGAACAUUCUUGAUCUCUUGAUGCCUGUUUUGAAGGAUAUGAAACCUGAAGAACUGUGUGGAAAAACAAAGUCACAGCAACAAAGGCUCUAUGAUGUUUACGAAACAGUAGUUCUUACCGAACUCAAAGGAUUUAUUAUGACGGUUUAUUCUUAUGGCUUAUUAACGAUAUACACUAAUUCAACUUUUAAUAAUGAAUUGGAUAAAGCAGUCUCAGAACUGGUAUUAAGAUGCAACAAUUAUUUAUUAGUUACCGCACAAGCCAUAGAAAAACUUCCAAGGCAAAUAUUAUUUUGUGAUCCAAAAAGACACGUUUUAGGUGAAACAUAUUUUGAAUUAGAGCGUGCAAUACGACUAAUGAUUAUUCACGAAAGUAUGGUGUCAGAGAAAAUUACUUGUCCCCAAACUUGUGGAGAUAUUGAUACAACUAGGACUUAUCGUGAAUAUAAAUUUGGCGAUAGGAGAAAUUUAAUAACUUGGGCCCCGAAUCGUCCAUGCAAAGGACGUAUGCACUCCUGCCAAGAUAUUGGUAGAGCUAAAUUCUGCGAAUUGCCAGAGUUCUUUAGGAGCCGUUACGCUUGGAUUGAUUCUGGGGUAGGUUUUUUUGGGCCCAGAGACGAUUGUUGGUUAGGAACAGAAGUUGUACUCGAAAAGACCACCCCCACACUCUGGGUGUGUUCUACUUGUCUUUGUCAAUGCUCAGAAAUAAAUGCUGACUCGACAGCAGUACGAGCCAUCAGUUUAAGGCCGCAGUUGUCUAACAUCAAAGACAAUAUGGUAGUGACGGGUUUGAGAUUUGAACUUAAAGACAAUUUCGUUCAUGUGCAAAUCGAACAAGGCAAGUUGAAAAAACUCGGUCAGAUAGACAAAGAUUCUGUUAGUUGGGUGGAACUUGAAGAUUUUGUUUAUUUGGAUGAUGUCUCUGGUGGUGGGUUUGCUAAAAUUGAUGAUGGUAAAGAAAUAAGAAUGGAAGAACAUAAAGAUUUUUCAUUCGUACGUUACGGGCAAAGAGAUUUUAAUCUAGAUGAUAUUUAUGCGCGGGAAAAAGGUUAUACUGUCACCGGAGUACGAUUCAACCGCGAUCCUAAAAACGAAAAAGCGAUACAAUUAGAAGUACACAUCACACCAGCUAAUUUUUCGGAGGGUUUGCUUGUCCCAACGGAGGAUAAUCCGAGUAAAUGGUUGACACCUGAAGAUAUGCCUGGGCGUGACUAUCCUCCUUUUACCCCACGAACGGAGUUUGAUUUGACUAAUAGAGAAGACGCUUCGAAAUUUAAAGAUAAUUUUCCAGAUAUACAAGAUAAUUCACGAGUAUGGUUUACAGUGUCUAACAAAUGGCAAGAAAUUGGAGAAAGUACGAUCCCAUUCUUUGACAGGCAGCUAGUUUCGGCACAUCCGAAAGUUGCAUUGGAUGGUAUAGGAGUUUAUCAUCGUGGCAACAAAAAUUCGGGUGGAUUUCUAAGUUUUAAAAUAUUCACUUUUGAUCUUCCGAAAUAUUUGAACCCGACAAUGACCCCGGAAAAUGUUAAGCUAUUUAAAAAUAGUUUUGAAAAUGCAAUAUUAAAUCAUCCUGUAGAACUUGAGUAAUUGUUAAAAACUUUAUUAUUCUCUUGAAGUAAAUUAGCGAAAUUCACUUGCAAAUAGUAUGUAUUUACUAAUUUUCGCUAAUUUAGUUUUAGAGAGUAUUAAAAGUAUUGUUGUGUCUUAUUACACAUUUAAAGCAAAAGUUUCUGCAAUAUUUGAUCAUUAAUUUUUCAAGAUUUUUGUUCUUAUGUAAUUACAAAUAUUUGAAAUAAAAAAAAAAUAAAUUCAGCAAUUCCAAUAUAAA